AUGUACAGGUCUAAUAAUCUCGCUCCAACUACUCUAGAGGUCUAUCUUCAGUUCAGCAGACUGUCGCAGAUACGCACUUCACUACCCAGCCGCAACUAUAUCUCUCGCUCAUCCACGAGGGUCCUCGUCAUCCCGCGUCGCCAUGGCAUUCGACCUUUGAUCUGCCAACUACUCACGUCUGACCGCCACAUGUUUAUGGUCAAGACGAUUAUCGACUCGACCGAACACGGACACGUGGACGAUCACACGUUCAUCGUGGAGGGACCGCCACAGUCUGUCGUAUUGGUCACCAACCGGUCUCGUGAUGCCCUGGUUGUUUCCCGAGAUACUAUGGAGAGAUGA
This is a messenger RNA of Peniophora sp. CBMAI 1063, 342 nucleotides long. Lineage: Eukaryota; Fungi; Basidiomycota; Agaricomycetes; Russulales; Peniophoraceae. The record is from the annotation of a GenBank genome assembly.